UAACGCCAAAAGGAGUUUAUUCCAGAGAAAGAUCAAGCUCAGUGUUCAGCAUUAAAAAAAAGUGUUUUUAUCCGAUGCUUCUGAGCUACUAGUUCCUUCUAAAGUGAAGAAACAAACGAUGGGUUGGUGAAAAUCAUGCCAUCAUUAAUCGAACUAUGUCCUGCGCGGGUUUAGCUAAAGAACAGUGCAACCGAGAGCAGCAACAGCCGAAGCAAAUUUUGAGUCUACCACCAAAUGUGAAUGGCCGUCGUCGGGGAACGCUAGAAAUUCGUUUUCCCGAAAAGUCUGAAGACGGAUUCGAAGGAAUUCAGUGGAAAAGCACUAAAAGUUAUCCCCUGGUCGAAAUACAGCUGCUCUGGUGGGGUCAGCAAGUGUCGCAAAACAGCCCGAAGGCUGUUCUUCGUUGGGAGCAGGGUAAAACCCGAACGGUGUCAAAGCUGCAGUACGAAAUAUUGACCAGUGCUGAGUUGUUUCGCAAAUACCUGCGGACCGCUGAGCCCAUCCAGGCGCGUCUGGUUUCCUGCAGAACGAACACACUGAUCGGAACUGCUCAAAUUCCGGUUCCCGGAAAGUUAGUGAAUUUUCGUGCGUGCGGUGAAGAGUUCGAAUCUAGCAGCAGUGCAGCGAUUUUGAGUGGAAGGGGUUUCAACCUUGGGGAGAUCUGCGUGCUAUUUUGUUUGUCAUUCGAGAAAAUUGCUGUGAAAUUCGAGGAUAAGGAGAAUAAGAAGGAUAUAGUGCAAAGCUCCGCGAUGCCACUGCCAAUGGUGAGGCUGGAGCGUGAGACGGGAUUGACUGUGCGGGGAGUGCCAGCACCGUUACACAACGACAUAACCCAGAAACAGGCGAAAACCUUCCACUCGUUGGACAAUCAAUCACGGGUCAAUGUGCUUAACUACUUGUCGGGUAAAGUUCUAUCCGACUGUGAGGAUGAAGCAUUGACCGACAUUUGUUCUAUUUCUCCUGCGCAAAGUAUGAUUGAGGCGUUGAACAAAAUCGAAACCCCUUCCAAGUCAAAAAAGGAUGCCUAUGUGAGGGCAGUUGAUUCCGCGAGGGUAAUCAUUGAAGGGCUUAAAUUCACCAAGGCCGGAUUGAAAGAAGUUUUCCAUAAAGCGAAACUGGGUGCUUUAACAGAGAUGACAUUCCUGAUUAAAGUGAAAACAGUAUCGCAACUCGACACGAUGACGAGAACCAAAUUCACAUCCAAUUCUGUUUCUGACAACGGGGAAGUGACCUUCAAUGCAAAAGGAAUAGUGAAAUUAGAUCUCCCCAGAAAAUAUGACGAUUUUCAAUUUGAGUUUCUUUUGUACUUGAUCUUGAGACCAACGUUUCACCAGAAAACUCCAGGAAAAGGUGUUUUGAUUGGUUCUUCCAUAAUAAAGUUUGACGAACUGCUGAACAACAGAUUUGGCUGUCACAAGAAAUGUCCUGUUAGGCUUGUGUCCGAUGACAUAAUGCUAGGAAUGUUGACGGUCAGAAUGGAACUAGGUUCGCGUGGACUUCAUUUUGGCCCGGAACUGAUGGACGCUCUGCAGGGGGAUAAGGAAAAUGUAUCGAUUAGCAGUUCUUCUAGUGAGAGUGAACCGCGUCACGUUUGCUGGACUUUUAAACGUCCUUCCAAAAAUUCUAUGCCACCUCCAAAUUGUCGCAUACAUCAUCAAUGCUGUCCAACUACCCGAAGUCAAGAUGAACGUGGUUCCGGUGAAUAUCAGAAAUCGAAUCCGCCAACGCCGAGUCAAGAAUCUUCCAGCCAGCAGCGAUCCGCUGCUCACAAUCCUCGCCCACAAGCGGACAAAACUUCAGAAGAUAACGGACCAAAAACUAUGGACAUUCAGGAGGAUUAUCAAGAACCUCCCAAGAAUCUACUUCACGGAAUACUUCACUUUGGUCAGAUGAGGGAUGCCCCGUCGCUACCCGCAGGAGGAUACUUCCUCGUUGCGCACAGUUUUUGGUCCGACGAGGACAGACCAGUUCUGACAACCGAGCUGAGCCAGGAUGGCAAAGGGUUCAAUUAUUUAAUCACAUUUCCCGUACUGCCCAACAAUAGCUUCCUCGAUCGGACCAAAAAUCAGCACAUGCUGGUCGAGCUGUGGCAGAAAAGUCCCGGUGCGGGCGAGAAACUGGUGGGACUAACACGUCUCCCGUUGCAUCAGUUUUACAUCGCAUUCCGUGACGCUCAGCUUGCGGAGCAUCUGGCACGAGCCAAGCUUCCUGUUAUAUCGAUCGAUGACUGGAGUGGCAUCAGAUCGCCACUGGUGUCCGAUCCCUGCGGACAGGUGCAAGCGGUGCUGGCUAUCGGGACGGAAAAUCAAAUCGAGUACUUCAAGAUGUCGCGUGGCCUGAGCCACACUUCGGGGGAUGCACCGAUGGUUGAAAGUAGUGCGGCUGUCCCAGCUGUUGAGGAUGUAAGCGCCCCACCAAAAUCGCAAACUUCAUCCUCCACCCAAACGAACGAUACUCCAUCUGACAUUCUCGUUACUCCAUCGUCCGCUAUAAACAGCCGUCGAGUGUACGACGAUUACCGGCCCAUCAACACGACAAACUCGGGCAAACAACAGUCCGAGGUGGCAAACAUGCUGUCUGCGUUUAUCGAAAACCUUGCCCAACGCCUACCGAUUUCGUCGGAACGCAGCACUGCCCCAUGUCUGGAUCAAAACGUCGCCGAACGGAUCAUUUCCUCGCCCCACUCGCAAGCCAACCGACCACAGGUUCGCAAAACUUCCGAACUUUUGGAAAACCUCCAGAAGGCACUUGGACAACUACCAAUAGCUACUAAUGGGAGCCCCGCUCUGUUGACAGCUCCUUCUGCGCAGUCAGCCCCCGAGUCGGGUUCACUCGAGUCCACUCCGAUGGGCGACGAGUUCAAAGCUCCAACACUGAGCUCGGAAGAGAAACUGUUUAAAGUGUCAAUCGAAAUAGAGCAAGCCGUCCAUCUGCCCAAACUGAAUGUGAGCAAGAAGUAUGGCAAGCGAAACAAGAAUAGAAAUGCUGGAUCGAGUACGGUCCCCAGCACCGGUGGAGCCUCCAAUCAGCGUUUCGAGGUGGAACCAAGCGCCUACGUAACAUUUGAGGGAUACAAUUUGCAGCCUGGUACACCCAAUACGGUGAAAUCACACGAAGGAAUCGUCUAUACGACUGCGGUAGUCCAGAACUGUGCUAACCCUAGCUGGCGGAAGACGUUUGAAGUGUCACUUCCAGUGGAUCUGAUGACUAAUGACGAGAAACGUUUCAUACUGAAAAUUUGGCGCAAGGCUGUCAACAAUAGCGAUGUGGCGAAAUGUCGCAUGCUGCCAGCUCCGAUGGAGGAUGCGGUGGUCGGAUUCACCGCCGUGGAUUUGAGUGUCUUUCUCAACGGAAUGCCAUGCAUCCUUGGAUGGUAUAAUAUAAUGGAUUUCUCCGGUCGCUGCAAUGGGCAGAUCAAGGUAAACAUCAAACCACUGGAGAAUGUAACGAUCUACAAAGGAAUGGAUGAGAGCACCAACUUCCAGAUCCCGCUCUCGAUCGACGUGGAGUGUGGUGGAACGGACGCGAGCAAUAUCUCGCUGAGCCGGGCAUUGAAGCGUAAGUUCACGGAGCUGGAGGAAAUAUCGCAGCGGCUGAAGGCGCGACUGUUCGACGUGACAGGCGAUGAGAAUGUCGAUCCGGAUGAUGAAUUUGAAAGAGAUCUGAAUACCGAGGCUGACGAGGGUGAUGAUGAGGAUUGGAAAGAUCCUCUGGAGGACAACUCGAGCCAGAAACGUAACAGCCAACAUCCGAAUGGUGCACUAACAUGCACCACCAAUACUUCGUCGUACACAAUGUCUGCAGAACGUGGUCGUGUUCCGGAGCGUAGUUUAACCGGCUGUUCCGAUCGUUCUACGGAGCAAUCGGGCAUUGACGAGAACGAGCAUCUGAUACUGGAAAAGCUUCUGAAGCAACACGAUUUGGACACGUUGAUCAAUCCGGCCAUUCUCAAAAAUUUAUUGAACCCAUCGAUACUAUCAACGGCAGAGUCUACACCAAUGAGCAACCCUUACGCUAAUCUACCGGAAAGCGAAUCAUCCGGAGAAACCAGUCAGGAUGCGGAUAUGAUUGAAGAUUCUGCUGAAGCGGGUGGGUCCACUUCGGACAGAGUGAAACUAAUCUCAUCUGCUUUGCAGCGAGCAACCAUCUCCGAUGCAAAUGAAACACGCAUUGGAAACAGGAACGGCGAAACGGACGGCGGGAUGCAAGAAUGUAUCGAGCAACAACGUCAGCGCGAAGCACCGGAAGGAGAACCAAUGAAGGUAAACAAUAAGUAAAUUAUACAUUCUGUGUUCUUUUCGAUAGAUAUCUAAGGACAUACAGCUGCUAUAGUUAAUCUGUCACACAGUUCAUUUAGGCCAAAAUAGUAGAACAUAAGGCGCAAUAGACAGGACGAAUGAAAUACGCAUGCACACACACAUCCGUUGAUGUAGUGAUUUGGAAAUUGUUCGAUCACAUUUCUUGAACUAAAUUAAAAUAAAUUCGCACUGCUAAAAGCGCUUCCAAA
This is a messenger RNA of Toxorhynchites rutilus septentrionalis, 4507 nucleotides long. RefSeq lists its product as uncharacterized. Gene Ontology annotation, biological process: cilium assembly; centriole elongation. Gene Ontology annotation, cellular component: centriolar satellite; centriole. The record is from RefSeq and is a predicted model, not a curated record. NCBI's taxonomy places the organism in Eukaryota, Metazoa, Arthropoda, Insecta, Diptera, Culicidae. The coding region runs from base 156 to 4277 and encodes 1373 amino acids. The transcript is spliced from 5 exons.